Messenger RNA from Strongyloides ratti, 786 nucleotides. RefSeq lists its product as hypothetical. The record is from RefSeq and is a predicted model, not a curated record. Bases 1 to 786 code for a protein of 261 amino acids. Lineage: Eukaryota; Metazoa; Nematoda; Chromadorea; Rhabditida; Strongyloididae. The transcript has 2 exons.
AUGAGGCGUAAUGGUUUUAUUCCGAGAACUGUUUCAGAAGAUAUUGGUGCAGCUUCUAGAGAACAUACAUCUACAACUGCAAACUUUAUUUAUAAUCCUGAAUACACAAAAAUGAUGGCUAGAGUAGCAUAUUUAAAUAAUAGAGAGGUUGAAGAAUCAUAUAUCGAAGGAAGCGAUUACAAAAAAAUAACAAUGACAGUUAUAAGUGAUGAUGAAGAAUCUCUUUGUCCAUUUAAAGAAAAAAUAAAGGUGAAUGUAGAAAAGAAAGAAACGAAAUCAGCUGUAAAAACAUCUGUUUGCUUUGAAAAUCAGCUAAUUUCAAAAGUUUCUGUUCAUAUUAGAGAUGUUGCGUUCACGUUUUCUUUGGAAGGAUUAAAAUUAAAGGAUUUAAAAGAAUGUAAAGGUGCCCGAAGAGUCUACAGAACAGACUUUAAAAAAUGGCUUUUAGAAAGACUUUUUUACUGUAAUAUGAUCUGGGAAAAUAUAGAAAGAAGCACAAUAAGAGAAUUAUUAGCAAUUUUAGGAUAUCAACCGAAUGAUCUUAAAAAAAUAGCAGCUAAUGAAUGCACUAAAAUAUACACUGUAAUGAAUAAUGUACGGGGAGAAUUAUACUUUAUAGUUGCUGCUAAAUACAGGGAGCUUAAUCUUCAGGAGGUGCAAAGAAAUCCGUCUCAAUUUCUGCCUGAAAUAACACCUAUAAUUGAAAGUUUAGGAUUUGCUUUCAGUUAUAAGAAUGAAGUAGGAAAUAUGGUGAAAGAUUUCAUUGAUGAUGAUGCUUUACAAUGA